UUGAAAUCCAACAUGGCGGCCUUACCCCGUUAUGGAACCAUGUCCACAAUUUGCAGAAAGUGUGUGGGGCUAACUAACAGAUUUUGGCUUCGAUCUUCGCAGGCCAAUGCAGUUAGUAUUACUCCAGUCAGAUGGCUGAAUCUCCAAGAAUUCCAGAGCAAAAAAUUAAUGGCAGACAAUGGUCUUCAUGUGCAGCGAUUUAAAGUGGCAGAAAGUGGUAAAGAGGCAGUUGCAAUUGCCAAGGAACUGAAUGCUAAAGAAUUUGUACUAAAAGCACAAAUCCUUGCUGGUGGAAGGGGCAAGGGAACAUUCACCAGUGGCCUUCAAGGAGGUGUUCAUUUGACAUCAGAUCCAGAAAAAAUUGGUGAAUUGACAGACCAGAUGGUGGGAUACAACUUAACAACAAAACAAACACCUCCUGAUGGAGUGCUUGUGCAAAAGGUAAUGGUAGCAGAGAGUUAUGACAUUUCACGCGAGACCUAUUUAGCCAUUUUAAUGGACAGAGGUUAUCAAGGACCUGUUAUUGUGGGAAGUCCUAAAGGUGGUGUAGAUAUCGAGGAAGUCGCAGAAAAAACACCUGAACACAUACACAAGGUUGCUGUUGACAUCUUUAAGGGGAUCACUGACGAAGAUGCAAGAUACCUUGCGGAGAAAUUAGAAUUUCAAGGACCUUUGUUAGAAGAAGCCGCAGAACAGAUAAAGGCACUUUAUAAGCUGUUUCUUAAAGUCGAUGCAACACAAGUAGAAAUUAAUCCUUUUGGUGAAACACCAGACGGAAAAGUUGUUUGCUUUGACGCUAAGUUCAACUUUGACGACAGUGCCAAGUUCCGACAACAGGAAGUGUUUGCAAUGGAUGAUCAGAGUGAAAGCGACCCACGAGAGGUGGAGGCUGGAAAGUAUGACCUGAAUUAUAUUGGCCUGGAUGGAAACAUUGCCUGUCUUGUGAAUGGCGCCGGGUUAGCGAUGGCAACUAUGGACAUCAUCAAACUUCACGGGGGUACCCCAGCGAACUUCUUAGAUCUUGGGGGUGGAGUGAAGGAGGAAGGAGUCUUUCAAGCUUUCAACAUUGUAACAAAGGACCCUAGAGUAAAAUCUAUUUUGGUGAAUAUAUUUGGCGGCAUCGUCAACUGUGCCACCGUAGCAGAUGGAAUCACUUCAGCGUACAAAAAACUCAAGGUUAAUGUUCCUGUAGUGGUGCGUUUAGAAGGUACAAAUGUGGAAGAGGCCAAAAGAAUUCUCAGAGAUAGUGGAAUGCCGUUGAUCCCAGCAGAUGAUAUGGAUGACGCGGCCCAAAAAGCAGUCACAAGUCUUACGAACUAACGUCUGUUUUUGGACCAGUUAGUUACCAAUCCUUUAACCUCUUGCGCUAAAAUCGCAGGGUCCUCGAUCGAUGGGUGGAUGUAAGUCGUGCGCAAGAAGGCCUAAAUGAUUAAAAAAAAUUGAGGACAGACUCUAUGGUCAGAGUAUGAACGUUGUGCCUGGUACAUUGUUUGUGAAUAAUACAUGGCUUGGAUUAGAACUUUGAAA
This is a messenger RNA of Pocillopora verrucosa, 1527 nucleotides long. Its product is annotated as succinate--CoA ligase [GDP-forming] subunit beta, mitochondrial-like. Gene Ontology annotation, biological process: tricarboxylic acid cycle; succinyl-CoA metabolic process. Gene Ontology annotation, molecular function: ATP binding; succinate-CoA ligase (GDP-forming) activity. NCBI's taxonomy places the organism in Eukaryota, Metazoa, Cnidaria, Anthozoa, Scleractinia, Pocilloporidae. The record is from RefSeq and is a predicted model, not a curated record. Gene Ontology annotation, cellular component: mitochondrion; succinate-CoA ligase complex.